Molecule: messenger RNA, 1344 nt
Organism: Drosophila obscura
Lineage: Eukaryota; Metazoa; Arthropoda; Insecta; Diptera; Drosophilidae
Exons: 3
Coding region: 85-1329 (414 amino acids)
Source: RefSeq, a predicted model, not a curated record
UCCAUCCAUUCCGAAUCCCUUCCAGAUCGGCGAGCGAUCUACGAGCGAAAACCGAAAGUGAAUUGAUUAUUCAUCCACCUAGUCAUGUCUGCUGCUGCCAUAAACUCCCCGCGCCUACUAGCCAUUGUGGUGAUCUUCUUCAGCAGCUAUAUUCUGGGCAUCUACAGUGCGGCAUGCGCCAGCAGCCAGCAAGUGCAGCAGCUGCAACCGCAACUUGCCAGCCAAAAUGGCAGCUUGGACCUGCAGGCAGGCACAAACUCCAGUCUGGCACGCAGUGACUCACGACAUCCUCGUUGGUUUCCCUUUUACACAAUCGGUCGCUUCUCCAACGACAUUUGCGUGGGCAACAACCUGUUGCUGGGCACAUGCGUGAUUGAUGGCGAAUGCUCGGACAAUAACGGAGUGGCCGCCGGCAGUUGUUCCACCAUUACCGCCCAGGCCAUCUGCUGUAUUUAUCAAAGGACAUGCGGAGCGAGCACCACGUACAACAAUACUUACUUCUACAGCAGCAACUACCCGUCGCCGUAUGCCGGAGGCGGACGCUGCUCCAUUGUGGUGACACCACCGGAUGCAUCAAUCUGCCAGUUGCGCGUGGACUUUCUGGCUCUGUCGCUGGCUCCGCCCACGGGCGAUGGAGCGUGCAGCACCGAUGCGGUUACAAUUACGGGCGGGGCCUCGCAGGUGCCCAGCAUUUGCGGCGAGAACUCCGGCCAGCAUGUCUAUGUGGACUUCAAUGGCGUUAGCCCCAUCACCAUAUCGGUGGCCACUUCGGCCGGCUACACAUUCAAUCGCCAAUGGCAGUUCCAGAUACGAAUGCUGGGCUGUAAGUCGGACUCGCUGGCGCCAGCCGGUUGCCUGCAGUACUAUACGCCCACCAGUGGCACCUUCUCCAGCUUUAAUUACGUGUCCGCUGCAUCCUCCGCUCUCAACUCGAUUGGGGUGCAGGGCACGCGGCAGCUGGCGAACACCAAAUACGGCAUCUGCAUACGCAAGGCGUCUGGCAUCUGCUCCAUCACCUACAGCCAGGUCAGCUCCGACACGUACUCCUUUACGCUGACCAACGAUGUGGGCGCUGUGGAUCCUACCCUGCUGGCCACGUCCUCCGUUCAGAGCCAGGAUUGCACAACCGACUAUAUUGUCAUACCCGCACCCACGCAGAGCGGCGCUUCGUUGGCCAGCGAUCGAUUCUGCGGCCUGGGCCUGGUCUCCACAACAACUGCGGCGAAGCCUUUUGUCGUCUACACGGUAACCGAUGGCAAUGAGGAUAUGGAUAUAUCGAAUCGCGGCUUCUACUUAUCGUAUUCGCAAAAUGCAUGUCCAAUUCUAUAGCUACCUUAACUAAUA